Molecule: messenger RNA, 3418 nt
Organism: Sebastes umbrosus (honeycomb rockfish)
Lineage: Eukaryota; Metazoa; Chordata; Actinopteri; Perciformes; Sebastidae
Product: armadillo-like helical domain-containing protein 4
Exons: 8
Coding region: 459-2276 (605 amino acids)
Source: RefSeq, a predicted model, not a curated record
GUUAAGGAGCUGUCCAUUCAGCAGCACCAGGAGCCUCGGAUGACCCCUUUGGGAAAGAUCAUGACAACAUGAACUGCUGAUGAUCAUCCGACAAGGAAUAGAUGCACUCGGAGGUAAUAUAGUUAUCAUGAAGCAGAUGUCGGUUUGAAUAAAAAUCUGCAGUUUUGAUUGAAGCAUUUGGUGGCAGCACGUCUGUUAAGCAGGCGGACAUACGUAGAGAGAGAAGACUUCCAGUCAGUGACGCCGAGCUGCACAACAACAAGCCUCUCCUUCAGCUGCCUUUUAUCCUCAAUUUGUAUCCGUGCGAACUGCAAUUUCUUGUGCACACUGCAAGAGAAUCUGUGCGUCCUCCAGGCUCAGCGAUCCAUCAUGAACUCUGCAAGGAAGUAGCAGAGCAGGGUCUGUUCACACUUUUAUCAUUCGUGUCCACUCUCAGCAGGCACUGAGACGAGACAGAGAUGCUGAUGUCUGGGACGCUCCAUCGCCCCCUCCUCCUCAUCCUGGCUGCUGGGACCUGUCUCUGUGUCUACGGCACCCCUGUCCACCUCCCAAACUUCACCCACACACUAAACUGUGAUGGACAAUGUGCCAGCUCAGUUGCUGCAACUGUUGGGUCAAUCUCUGACCCCUCAGCUACAGAACAUGUGACUGGCCUGAUGCUGAAUGUAGGUGCAGAAGGAGGGGCUGGCCCACAUGGACGACCUGAGGGGAUAGAUGCAGUGACGCAGACGGGAAAUGGGGACAGCCGCGAUGGAAGAUCUGGGCCGAGCGAGGCUGUCGGAGAGGAGGAGGCAUGGAGCCAAAGGGAGAAGGUCGGGAGCUCAUCCGAGAUGGGAGACGCUGAAAGACAGUCGGAGGCGGCUUCGGUGCUGUCUGUUGGUCCAGAAGGUAUAAAGGAGGACGCACCUGUUACCAGUGAGCCUGUGUUGAGUCCUACAGGUGGGAGGAAGCUGUCGGAUGGAUUUUCAGCCUCCUCCACGGCGCCGCCACAGCUGAGCAUCCCAGCCAGGGAGGGCAAAGGUCAAGGUGAGGAGGAGCAAACAAAACCACCUGGUUAUGGUGAUGCUCUCCAGGAUAAAGACCCAGAAACAAGCUCUACAGAACCUCCAAAUCCUGGAGCGCGGCUCCAGAAACUGACCUCCCACAGCUCCAUCCCUCCCACGGUCUUUUUCUCCCCACGGACCUCCACACAUUUGUCCAUUUGGGGCCACGAUGGAACCAUAUCAUCCCUCCCGGACCCCUUGCUGCCUGAAAUUGGACCCAACAUGAUGCCCAGAGAGGAUGGACCAGAAAGCCUGUGGACUGAGGCAGCAAGGCCCAGUGGAGUGGACACCGUGGUCCCGCCGUCUCAGGAUGAAGCCACCGAGGGUACCAUGUCAUCAGAGGCUCUGCCUCUCAUCUUUGAGCCUUUUGAAGAUGUCACACCAGAGGGGGCGGCGGCAGCGGUCACCCUGGUGCCCGGCAGCGCUCAGCCUCCCGCUGCCAUGGCGACCGGAGGAAUGCCUCAGUCAGAGGCGGACCUGGACCAGCUGGUCACCGUGGAGACAGACAGCGACGGCCCCUCGCACGCCCCGCUGAUGGGGCUGAUACCAGACUGGACGUCACCUUGGCAGACGUCUGGCGGGGAGCUCCUGGAGCCGAUGGGCUCUUCGGGUCCGUCUGUUUCACAGCGGCCAGCCGGGGCUGAGCUGGAGGAUCAGUCUGAGAGAGGUGCUGCGAGGACACCGAACCUUGAAGAGAACUUGCCCACCGCCGGUCCCUCCCUCUCAUCCCUCCAGCAUGCUAUGACAACGGUAACCAUGGCAACCCAUCGGCCGGCGCACAGAUCCAGAUCAGGAUUGGAGGAGAUGGAGUCUGAGGAGGAGCAAGAUGAGGAUGAGGAGGAUGAAAACUCUGAGGAAUCGGUGGAGGAUGAGAGCGAUGAGGACCUGACGGAAACACCUAAAGCAUCCUCGACGCAGCCUCCGUACAGCCUCAUCCCUCCGCCUCCUGUCUGGGUUCAACGCAACCAGGGGCUGAUGAGAAGCUGGGUCGAGCUGAUCAGAGAAAAGGCAGGUUACGUGUCUGGGAUGUUGGCCCCCGUGGGCAUCGGCAUUACCGGGGCCCUGCUAAUCGUCGGCGCCCUCUACAGCAUCCGGAUGAUUCACCGCAAGAGAAGGAACAGCUUCAAACACCAGAGGAGGAAGGUCAGGCAGCCAGAGCAACCUCGAGAGCCCGGGACCAGCCGCCAGGAUCAGGCCAUGCUGCUGGCCGACAGCUCUGAGGAUGAGUUCUGAUGAGAACUCCUUUCGUCAGUGACCGAUGAUGGCUGACGCUCCUGUAAAGGAAGCUCGGCAAACACCCCCAUCGCCAUGACUACCGCAUCUCCAAUCACCCCCGGGCUGUUUGGCUAUGACUCAUCUGAUCCACAGAGUGUGACUGAGUAGCCUAUAGGGCACAAUUUGCACAGGCUGCACAAAGGUCAGCUUUGUAUACCUACCCCCCCUCCCCCCUUACUAAAAGUACCAAUGUGAGCACUUUUCUGAAUGUUGUCAGGUGAUGUUGACACUAAUGGCUUGGCAGGGCUGGCGUCACUUUGACAUCAAAAAUAUGAUAUUGCUGCUCGUAAAAAGCAGGGUAUUGGCAGGAUGACAGGGUUGCUGGUAAAUUGUUGGAGUUGAGGGGGAAAGUGUCGACCAGCGGGUUUUCUGUCAAGUAAUAAAAAAAAGGGCUGUAGAGAGUAACAUUACAUAAACAAUGUAAAUAUAUGUACUGUAUAUGUAGCUGACUUGGGGUCAGUCGUUUUAGUGUAAAUACAGUUUUACUUCUUGCUACACAUCUGGAUAUUUAAAGGAAUUGUUCAACAUUAUGGGAAAUAUUUGCUUUCUUGCUGGGAGUUAGAUAAGAUAGACUCUCAGAUAAAAAUGUGGUAUCUAUCGUCUCAUCUAACUCUCGGCAAGAAACCGAAUAAGCGUUUCUCAAAACGCUGAACUAUUUCCUUGAAGCAAGAUUUCCACACAUUUCAGAAACCAGUGGAGGAAAAAGUACUGAGAACUUUUACUUAAGUAAAACUACGAAUACCAUGAUCUAUAAGUAUUCCAUUAAAAGUAAAAGUCAUUUAAAAUCUUAUUUAAGUAAAAGUACAGAAGUAUUAUAAUCAAAAUGUACUUAAAGUAUCAAAAGUAAAAGUACUUGUUUUGCAAAUUAUAUAUUAUUAUAUAUAUAUAAUUUUAUAUAUGAUAUCAAUAGUUUAGUUCAGAGGUUCCCAACCCUGGGGUCAGACUCCACAGGGACAGAAAAUAAAUCUGAGGGGUCAUGAGAUGAUUAAUCGGGUAGAAAAGAAAAAACAAAAAUUUCUAUUAAUAUUUUGGACUCUUCUUUAAUCUUUGAUUUUUAUUGAAAUGUUGGAUUCAAACAGUUAUUUAAAUGAAAAUAUUUG